Molecule: messenger RNA, 1734 nt
Organism: Enhydra lutris kenyoni (northern sea otter)
Lineage: Eukaryota; Metazoa; Chordata; Mammalia; Carnivora; Mustelidae
Gene: GPR19
Product: G protein-coupled receptor 19
Exons: 5
Coding region: 455-1702 (415 amino acids)
Biological process (GO): G protein-coupled receptor signaling pathway
Cellular component (GO): plasma membrane
Molecular function (GO): G protein-coupled receptor activity
Source: RefSeq, a predicted model, not a curated record
GUACCAGCCUCGCUUGCUCUCGCCGCCGAGUCUCGUUCUCCUUUAUUUGUUUACGGAUACACGGGACACCUGCACACAAAUGUUGGAUUUUGUCCUGCAUCGUCUGAAAGGUACCACCCAAAUACCUGAAGUGCUCUCUCCCAGAAGCAGGCAGUGAGCCAAGGGGAAGGCAGAGGACAGAAAUGAAUGUGCUCCCAAGCUUUCCCGGUGGUGUAUGGCAUUCUCCAAACUCCUAUGCAAGGGCUAUUCCUGACCGAGAAGACCCAAGGAGACCGUCUCUGAAAUCAAGUCCAGAUGAAGCCUCAUUGCUUCAGUGUCACGACCUUUAAAAACUUCUCAUCUACUGACCCCCCAUUCCAGCGGCUCUUCAUUUGGGGGGUGGUGCCCUCGCCGUGAGCCAGAUCCGAGCACCUUCACCCUUCGUGGUCCCUGAACUGAGAGGAAGCAAGUGAGUAUGGUUUUUGCUCCCAGAAUGGAGAACAGCAAGCCACCCUUGGUUAUUCCCACACUGCUGGUGCCCCUGCAAAACCACAGCUGCACAGAGCUCGCCUCCUCCCUGCCACACCGUGACCUGACGGAAUUCCAUGAGGCGCGUGGCUGGACGAGCAACAGAACAGACGUGGAGCCGGGGCUGAAGCCUGGCGAGGUGGCCACGGCCAGCAUUUUCUUUGGGGCCCUGUGGUUGUUUUCUGUCUUCGGCAAUUCACUGGUUUGUCUGGUCAUCCACCGGAGCAGGAGGACUCAGUCCACCACCAACUACUUUGUGGUCUCCCUGGCAUGCGCGGACCUCCUCGUCAGUGUGGCCAGCACGCCAUUCGUCUUGCUGCAGUUUGCCACCGGCAGGUGGACGCUCGGCAGCGCCAUGUGCAAGGUCGUGCGGUACUUCCAGUACCUCACCCCAGGCGUCCAGAUCUAUGUUCUCCUCUCCAUCUGCAUAGACCGGUUCUACACCAUUGUCUACCCCCUGAGCUUCAAGGUGUCCAGAGAGAAGGCCAAGAAAAUGAUCGUGGCCUCGUGGGUCUUCGAUGCUGCCUUUGUGACCCCCGUGUUCUUUUUCUUUGGCUCGAACUGGGACAAUCACUGCAACUAUUUCUUCCCUUCCUCCUGGGAAGGAACUGCCUAUAGCGUCAUCCAUUUCUUGGUGAGCUUUGUGAUCCCGUCUGUCCUCAUCAUCUUGUUUUACCAGAAGGUUGUGAAGUACAUUUGGAGAAUAGGCACUGAUGGCCGAACAGUGAGGAGGACCAUGAACAUUGUCCCAAGGACCAAAGUGAAAACGAUCAAGAUGUUCCUCAUUUUAAAUCUGUUGUUUUUGCUCUCCUGGCUGCCUUUCCAUGUGGCUCAGCUGUGGCACCCCCACGAACGAGACUUGAAGAAAAGUUCCCUUGUUUUCACAGCUAUCACGUGGAUAUCCUUUAGUUCUUCAGCCUCUAAACCUACGCUGUAUUCCAUCUAUAAUGCCAACUUUAGGAGAGGAAUGAAAGAGACAUUUUGCAUGUCCUCGAUGAAAUGUUACCGAAGCAAUGCCUAUACUAUCACAACCAGUUCAAGGAUGGCCAAAAAAAACUACGUUGGCAUUUCAGAAAUUCCUCCCACGGUCAAAACUAUAACCAAAGACUCGAUAUAUGAUUCAUUUGACAGAGAAGCCAAGGAAAAAAAGCUCGCUUGGCCCAUUAAUUCAAAUCCGCCAAAUACUUUUGUGUAAUUUCGCAGAAUUCUUUCAAUUAUUGUUAUGUG